AAAUUUUUUUCUGCAACCAUGAAUAUUACUACCCUCACUCUCCAAAAUGGCUAUUCCCAUUUGCCUGUCCCUCUCUCCCCACCCACCAAACAUCCCCUCCAUCUCCUCCUCCUCCUCCUCCAAAGAUAAUGACCCUCAUCUCAUUCGAUUCUCAAAGAGAGAAUUCAUCUCCAAGACAGCUAAAUUCUUGAUCUUUUCACUCGCCCCCGCGUCGACAUUCUCUCAGUGCUCGGCUGAACCGUCGCCACCUCCAAAGGCAGCUCCUUUGGGAAUCGCCAACACCAAGUCGUGGUUCCAGUUUUAUGGCGCUGGGUUCGCAAUUCGUGUGCCUCCUCAGUUUGAGGACAUUACGGAGCCCGAGGAUUUUAAUGCUGGCAUGUCUCUUUAUGGAGAUAAGGCGAAGCCAAAAAAAUUUGCAGCUCGGUUUGCAUUGCCUGAUGGUUCUGAAGUCGUAAGUGUUGUGAUUCGCCCGACCAACCAACUCAAGAUCACAUUUUUGGAGGCCCAAGAUAUUACUGACUUGGGUUCCUUAAAGGAGGCUGCCAAAAUUUUUGUUCCAGGUGGCGCAACAAUAUACUCUGCCCGAAAUAUCAAAAUAAAGGAAGAGGAAGGUUUCAAGACUUAUUACUUUUAUGAAUUCUCUAGAGACCAGCAACAUGUUGCGCUGGUUGCUGCUGUAGACAGUGGAAAGGUAUUUAUUGCUGGAGCAACUGCGCCACAGUCCAAAUGGGAGGAUGAUGGAGUGCGCCUCCGCUCUGCUGCUAUAUCCCUCACACUUCUCUAACCCUGCUACUGGACUUGGAAGAUCAUUUUGUACACGUUCUUUGCUGCAACUUCCGUUGGGCUUUAUGCUAACGGAUCCAUCUACGUGCGAGAAGUUUCUAAAUGAGACAAUACCUACAUUCAUUUGUAAUUGCUUAGUACCUGGAGACCUGGCUUCAUGCAGGAGCUAAUUAUGUUCUGAUCUCGGAGAACCUGGUGGAGAAUUCUUGAAUGAGGGAAAUUCUGAACCUUGUUUAUCCCUGAGCCAUCUGCAUGGGUAUAUUUAAACUUCUUCGGAGAUUGGUCAUGUUGAAGUGUGAGAUCUGAUUCUUUUGGUAAAUAGCAUCUAAAUUUGAAGCAAGGAGAUGCUUCGAUAUUCUCCGUCUCCGGAGAGCUAUGAAAAGAAGGGCUAAAAGCUCGUUCUCUUAUUUCCA
Eucalyptus grandis is the source of this 1196-nucleotide messenger RNA. RefSeq lists its product as uncharacterized. The coding region runs from base 47 to 784 and encodes 245 amino acids. Lineage: Eukaryota; Viridiplantae; Streptophyta; Magnoliopsida; Myrtales; Myrtaceae. The transcript is spliced from 8 exons. The record is from RefSeq and is a predicted model, not a curated record. Gene Ontology annotation, cellular component: chloroplast.